Molecule: messenger RNA, 4006 nt
Organism: Balaenoptera acutorostrata (minke whale)
Lineage: Eukaryota; Metazoa; Chordata; Mammalia; Artiodactyla; Balaenopteridae
Gene: HARBI1
Product: harbinger transposase derived 1
Exons: 3
Coding region: 561-1610 (349 amino acids)
Source: RefSeq, a predicted model, not a curated record
CCUCUUUUACUUUGUGGAUAAUUAUGCCAUCACCUCCAUUAAUCUUUUGUUCUUCCCAGUUCAAAUGCCAGGCAUUAAAUGAGCCACCAAAAUUCAGCUCCCAUUCUCCUUCAAACCGAAGCAAGCCUGUUGUGCAGCCAUGAGUUAGUGGAGAAAAACCGAGUUACAGUUAUAGCACCUUUUGAACAAAAUGGAAAUUUGAGAAAAGGAUCUGUUGUAGCCUUUGAAUCACUUUUUUUUUUUUUUUUUUUUUGAUGUGGAUGACUUUUAAGGUCUUUAUUGAAUUUGUUACAAUACUGCUUCUGGGUUUUUGUUUUUGUUUUUUUUAAUGUUUUUGGUUUUUUGGCCGCAAGGCAUGUCGGAUCUUAGCUCCUCCACCAGGGAUCAAACCCGCACCCCCUGCCUUGGAAGAGAGAAGAUUAUAAAUGCCAGAGCCAUUUAAAUGAUGGUUAGCUGUUGAAUUCUGACACUUCCUUAAAUACCUUCUUGCACCAACAUCUUCAGUGGGAAGAGUUCAGGAAAAGUAGCAGAGGGAAGGAGAGACAACAGUUACAUGUACCAUGGCUAUACCAAUAACAGUACUUGACUGUGAUCUCUUGCUAUAUGGCCGAGGUCACCGGACAUUGGACCGCUUUAAGCUGGAUGAUGUGACAGAUGAAUACUUGAUGUCCAUGUAUGGGUUUCCUCGACAGUUCAUUUAUUACUUGGUGGAGCUCUUGGGGGCGAGUCUUUCUAGACCUACUCAGAGAUCCAGGGCUAUUAGCCCAGAGACACAGAUCCUUGCAGCACUGGGCUUCUAUACCUCAGGUUCUUUCCAGACUCGGAUGGGAGAUGCUAUUGGAAUCAGUCAGGCAUCUAUGAGUCGAUGUGUUGCCAAUGUCACCGAAGCGCUUGUGGAAAGAGCUUCACAGUUCAUCCGCUUUCCUGCUGAUGAAGCCUCCGUGCAGGCUCUGAAGGAUGAAUUCUAUGGGUUGGCAGGGAUGCCAGGGGUCAUAGGGGUGGUUGACUGUAUCCAUGUGGCAAUCAAGGCACCAAAUGCUGAAGACCUUUCCUAUGUGAACCGCAAAGGUCUUCAUUCUUUAAACUGCCUCAUGGUGUGUGACAUCAGAGGGGCACUGAUGACUGUGGAGACAAACUGGCCGGGGAGCCUCCAGGACUGUGCUGUGCUACAGCAGUCUUCUCUCAGCAGUCAGUUUGAAGCUGGGAUGCACAAAGAGAGCUGGCUGCUUGGUGACAGUUCCUUCUUUCUCCGCACCUGGCUUAUGACCCCACUUCACAUUCCUGAAACUCCAGCCGAAUAUCGCUAUAAUAUGGCCCAUUCUGCAACUCACAGUGUGAUGGAGAAGACUUUCCGAACCCUCUGCUCCCGAUUCCGCUGCCUGGAUGGAUCCAAGGGGGCACUGCAGUACUCACCGGAGAAGUCCAGCCACAUCAUCUUGGCCUGCUGUGUCCUCCACAACAUCUCCCUGGAACAUGGGAUGGAUGUCUGGUCCUCUCCAGGGACAGGACCCGUGGAACAGCCUCCUGAGGAAGAGUCCGAGCACAUGGAGUCCUUGGACCUGGAGGCUGAGCGUAUCCGUCAGGAGUUGAUGCUCACUCACUUCAGCUAAUGUGGAAGGUGGGGAGGAGGGAGGCUUUCCAGAAGGAGCUGUGACAAACUUUCCCUCUCACCACCCCCUACACAGUUCCAUCAUCUAGCAUGACUGAGCGUGUGGACACUUGUCACAAACUGACAUUUAAUCUGCGUGUUUUAGAAAGGUUGAGGCUAGGCCAGAAUAUCUCGACUCAUUUGCAAGUUUAUUAACUAAACCAAAACCUCCGAGACAACAGUUCUCUGCUCUCCACUGAACACCAGGUUAGCACCGCUCACUCAUUUGAAAGUUCCCUGGUCGCAGACAUUUAUAUUGUGCUUACAAAAUCAAAGCAAAGGGAAAAAUAGCAUCUAGACAGCCAGAACACUUUGUUUCAGUUAUCUAGAGAUUUCAAAAGAAAACAAUAUUUGUCCUGAAAGAUUUGGAUGGUAUUUUAGCUUUUCUACUUUACUACCUAUAUAGGCAUAAUCUGAGGCAAGUGUGAAGAGUAAAUUUCAGUUGGGAAAUGGUCUUCUGACAUAAAUAAAUGGCUACUAAUGUGAUUUUUCAGCUUUGUGUUUUUAAGAGGAGGUUAGGGACAGUCCAAAACCUCCAUCUUAAUUCUGUCUGUAAUAACUGAGCUGUGACUUGGACCUAGUUCCCAGGGAGAACAUCUGGACUCCAAUCUCUUACUUCCAACCCUGAGUCAGAGCUAAAGGCUAAAUGGGUUUAAGAAUUCAAUCAGCUUCAAGAAGACAAGUCAAAUAGAGACAAAACAGCAAGCUUACACUUUACAGGGGAUCUAAAGACCCUGAUAGAUUGAUGGGCAAAGGAAAUUCACCCAGGUUUAGACAGUCCACAUCUAAAUAGAUCACAUUUCUUAUGACCAUGAUGUUAGGAUGUCUUUUUGGCCAUUCUGCUUUGAAAUUCCUUGUUCAGAAAGAAAGUUUAGGGGAUACAGAAGACAUGUAUUAAAAAGGAGAGGUAAAAGGAAUAUAAUUUCUUGGUUUGAAAUGAAUUUUGGAGUUAGACCUACUUGAAUAUCUUCUGUGCGAAGUGAUGGACAGAAUUUCUCAGGAAAUAAAUAAUCCUCCACCAAGUCUUAUUCUAAAAUUAUACUGAUAUAAAAAUAACCUGAUUGGAAUAAUGAAAGUGUGAAUUAGGUUCACACAUUGGUGCCUUUGCUGGGACAAAAUAGAGACUUUCCUGAGGAUUGUUUUGUUCCCAGUUUCUCAGCCAUUCACCCAUGUGAUCCCUCAGAAUUGUCCUCAUGGAUCAUUUCCUACCUGCCUUUGGCAGUGUUAAUCUGGUGAUUUUCAAAGUAAAGAAAUGAACAGCUGAUGACAAAAGAAAUUUGGAAAUAAAUUGAAGGUGACUCAUCCACAAGAUUAAAAACAAUUAUGGAUUAUUAUCUGCUGUUUAUUUCUGCUCCAAAUGCUAUUUUCCAUCAUCAUCCUACUCUGUAAGGAGUGGGUCCAUUUGGCAGGAGGUUGAGCUUAACAAGUGCAGUGAUAUUGCUGAGAUGGGAGUGGACAAUGAAGAGGUGACUGGAAACUUUUGUUCUAUUCAUUAUGCAAUAGAGGUGCCCUGUUAUGGUUUUUUUUCUUUGUAAAGUUUAACCUGUGACCCGAGCUUGCUUUGUCUCCCUGAUAAGGCAAUAUUUUAACUCUCACAGUCUUUCCAAGUUUCCUGAGAUGGGUAUUUUUCCCUCUAAAGUUUUGGUUCUAUUAUGAGUAUUGCAUGAGGAAAGGCAUAGUGUCACCCGUGCAUCUUAAGAGGCAAGGUGGAGUGUAAUCUUGGAAAGUGCCUAGCAUUUUAGCUUUCAAAAACCACAUUAGGGCUUCCCUGGUGGCGCAGUGGUUGAGAAUCUGCCUGCCAAUGCAGGGGACACGGGUUCGAGCCCUGGUCUGGGUGGAUCCCACAUGCCGCGGAGCAACUGGGCCCGUGAGCCACAACUACUGAGCCUGCGUGUCUGGAGCCUGUGCCCUACAACAAGAGAGGCCUCGAUAGUGAAAGGCCCGCGCACCGUGAUGAAGAGUGGCCCCCGCUUGCCGCAACUAGAGAAAGCCCUCGCACAGAAACGAAGACCCAACACAGCCAAAAAUAAAUAAAUAAAUAAAUAAAUAAAUCCUUCCCUCUACUUAAAAAAAAAAAAACACACAUUAAAGGAAAAUUGGGGUUUUCACAACUUAACUCAUUAGAUGGUGACAUGAAGCCUCAGUGGGAGGGACAGUCUGGGGGAGAAUUCAUUAGCAAUUUCAAGCCUAUUACUUGCACACCAAAGAUAAUUUCUAAGUGCUGAACAGACUGAACAUUGGCUGGAAGUGUUUUUCCCUGGGAGCAUUUUAUUUCCUAAUAAUUCCACAGAGUAACUGUUAAAAUCUAUUCCUUUAAUCUCCUUUCGACCUGGAUUUUUAUAGGCCAGGAUUUUUUUU